UUUCACCAGUGGAAAAUGCUAUGACGUUACUGUCUGUCACUUUUCAAUAUAGCCAACAAACAACUGAAUUAGAAUAGAAAAAUGUCCUACUAAUUAUUUAUCACUAAAAGAUUUAGAGAGAUAAUUCAUGUACUAUUUUUGUUUUGACUUUCUCAUAAUGAUUCAGUUUCUCUCCCACGCCUAAAACAAAAAAGGGAAACCGUGAAUGUCUGAAUCUGACAGUGAAAGCGACUUCGAAGCCGUUUCUGAAAAAACAAGACUGAUGGAUGGUCAUGUUGCUACGAAUGGUAGUGGAAGUUCAGCUCCUACAGAUUUGAGACACAGCCAGGAAGUUCCAAGGAAGCGAAGAAAUUAUUCGGAAAAUUAUUCCACUGAAGAAAGAUCUGAAGAUGAAGCCACCGGAGAAGAAAUACGCAGGGAUUUCAGUUGUCCAGGCCCACAACCAGAUGAAGAGGAAGAACUGAAAUAUGGAGCCAAACAUGUUAUCAAGCUGUUUGCCCCAGUGUCUUUGUGCAUGGUCGUUGUUGUUGCAACCAUUAGGGCAGUCAACUUCUAUUCUGUUAAGGACAUGUAUUUAGUUUACACCCCUUUCCAUGAAGAGAGUUCAGAUUCAAGCACUAAAGCAUGGAAUGCUGCAGCAAAUGCCUUGAUAUUAAUGACUGUAAUUGUUGUCAUGACAGUACUAUUAAUUAUUUUAUAUAAGUACAGGUGUUAUAAAACAAUUCAUGGUUGGCUUAUCAUUUCUUCCUUGAUGCUGCUUUCCAUAUUUUCAUAUUUAUACUUGGAGGAAAUUUUGAGAGCUUAUAACAUUCCCAUGGAUUAUCCCACUCUCCUUUUGAUCAUGUGGAAUUUUGGGGUGAUGGGUAUGAUAGUAAUUCAUUGGCAAGGUCCUUUGCUUCUUCAACAGGCAUAUUUGAUCUUUGUAGCUGCCUUGAUGGCUUUGGUUUUCAUCAAGUACCUCCCAGAGUGGACCACGUGGGCAGUUUUAGCUGUUAUAUCAGUAUGGGACCUAAUUGCAGUACUAAUGCCCAAAGGCCCUCUCAGAAUUCUAGUGGAAACAGCACAAGAAAGAAAUGAACAGAUAUUUCCAGCAUUGAUAUACUCAUCUACAUACAUGUAUGCCUACACAAGUAUGGCUACAGGGGAUGAUGUCCCAAAUGUAAGAACAUCAAGGUCAACUAGUGAAGACCAUGGUUUCACACAAGACUGGGUAGAUAAUCAUGCCAGCAGAGCUACUCAAAGACAAUUAGAAGUUCAUGAUGUGCCCAGUGGGCAACCACGUACACAAAUACAUCAAGAAGAAGAAGAACGUGGAGUGAAAUUGGGUCUAGGUGAUUUCAUCUUCUACAGUGUUCUAGUAGGAAAAGCUUCUUCAUAUGGCGAUUGGAAUACCACCCUGGCUUGUUUUGUUGCUAUUCUCAUUGGUUUGUGUCUGACAUUGCUCCUACUAGCUAUAUUCAAAAAAGCUUUACCAGCUCUGCCAAUCUCAAUUACUUUUGGCCUCAUCUUUUACUUUGCCACUAAGGAAAUCGUCAGUCCUUUCACCGAUAGUUUGGCUGUUGAACAAGUAUUCAUAUAAUCACAAGUUUCAUUCCAUUUUUUCUUUAGUAAUCAUACCAAAUAAGCCAAUGAUUGUCUUUUUAAUGUAAAGACUGUUUUACAAAUAUGGAUUUUUGUUUGUGAAAAAGACUUUUAAUAUUAAUUUAUUGAAUGAAUUAAACUAUUGAAAAAAUUA
Molecule: messenger RNA, 1735 nt
Organism: Leptinotarsa decemlineata (Colorado potato beetle)
Lineage: Eukaryota; Metazoa; Arthropoda; Insecta; Coleoptera; Chrysomelidae
Gene: Psn
Product: Presenilin
Biological process (GO): amyloid-beta formation; protein processing; membrane protein ectodomain proteolysis
Cellular component (GO): membrane; gamma-secretase complex
Molecular function (GO): aspartic endopeptidase activity, intramembrane cleaving
Source: RefSeq, a predicted model, not a curated record